GGAUUCCCCGGUAUUCCAGGAGCACUUGGGGACCCAGGAUUAGAUGGCAUGCCUGGAGCCAAUGGUGAUCCUGGAUUGACAGGUCCUCCAGGAUACCCUGGACUGAAGGGAGACAAAGGGCUACCUGGACAAUCUGGCCUAAAUGGGCCAAAAGGAGACAAAGGAAGCUUAGGUGGACAAGGAGUGAUAGGCUAUCCUGGAGUGAGAGGAGAAAAGGGAGAUAGGGGCCCUGAAGGACCAACAAUAGAAAUAAAGGGCGACAAGGGAGAGCCUGGUGCCCCAGGACUGCAGGGCUUCAGUGGAGCGAAGGGAGAUCAAGGGUUCAUAGGACCACCAGGACAACAAGGUUUCAAGGGCGACAGAGGAUUCCCGGGCCCUAUUGGACCUCAGGGAAGGCCAGGAUUUGAUGGUGUCAAAGGUAAAGUCUCUCCAAACAUAUUUAGUUCACAGUUCACAAGCCAGUUACAUUUUGUGAUCAAAGGUUUCCCAGGCUUGCCAGGCCCACCUCCGAUAAAGGGUGAGAAGGGUCUGCCGGGACUUAAUUUGCAAACAUUGGCAGAAUUGGAGCACCUGGAAUACCCUGGACAAAACAAGGUGAGAACCCGGGUUCCCAGGAUUACCUGGAAAGCAAGGGCCUGUGGGUCCUAUAGGAUCAGUUGGAGCACCUGGGGACAAGGGGUGACAGAGGCUCCCCUGGCAAUUCCUGGCCCAACCAGGACAAGAUGGACCCCCGGGAUUUCCCUGGAAAGGACGGGUUGCCAGGGAUUUUCCAAGGACCUAAAGGAGAUGCAGGCAGGCCAGCGAGCAAUUGGAUCCCCGAGGCGAGAAGGUAAACCAAGGGCCACCAGGAGGUUGGCAGUCACUGGCAAGUCCGGUUCUUGGGCCUGGAAGACUUCAAGUGCGACCACCGUUUAUCGGAGUGUAAUGGAGCGCGCUUGGUACCUGCCACUACUUCGCAAACAAGCUGAGUUUCUGGUGGCCCCACCAAUCGAGAGAGAGCGAGCA
This is a messenger RNA of Homalodisca vitripennis (glassy-winged sharpshooter), 1005 nucleotides long. Its product is annotated as collagen alpha-1(XXV) chain-like. The transcript has 5 exons. The record is from RefSeq and is a predicted model, not a curated record. Lineage: Eukaryota; Metazoa; Arthropoda; Insecta; Hemiptera; Cicadellidae. The annotation marks the transcript as partial.